GGUGUCGCUGCUGCGAUGCUUUUGACGUCAAAAGGUGUUUAUCAUAAACUAGGGAGCCGACACAAAACCUUGUCUUCCACCGCGUUAAAGAGGGGGCUCCUCUAAACAUCUGUCAAUCCUUGCAAUGAUUGCGAAAGAACUUAUUCAGGAUUGACUCUCAGUGUACAUAUUACAGACAAAAUGAGUGCCUUUUCCUCAGGAACUGCUUCUCUCAUGUUUGAUGGAAUUACAAGAAAUUCAUUGUUUCUUAGAUUAUUGUGAAUUUUCAAUUUACCAUAUCUAGCAGUUUCUUCUUUAGUGCCUUCUUUUGUUCAAGAAUUGCUAAACUAAUGUGAUAAACUUUCAAGAUGAUGAGCGAUUCAGGAAAAUACUUCUGCCCUCGCCUGCUGGACUACCUAGUCAUAGCUGGCUGUCGAUUUCCAAAUGGGAACAACCAGAUGUCCCAGACACCAGAACUUCUGCGACGAUAUCCUCUGGAAGAUCACAAGGAUUUUCCUCUUCCCAAUGAUGUCAUCUUUUUCUGUCAACCGGAGGGAUGCAUAAGUGUAGGUCCCAAACGGAUGAGCCUCAGAGAAACCACAUCUUUUGUGUUCACAUUGACAGAGAAAGACUCUGGCCUGGUUCGUUACGGAAUUUGCAUCAACUUUUACCGUCCAUUUGAAAAGCGAUCGCAUUCAUCAGAAGCCUGGCAGAAAGUUGACAAAUCAAGUACAGGUUCUAGUCACUCUGUUGAGACAUUGAGCUCAUCUGAAUGUGACAGGCCUCGCUCCCCAAGCAGGGCUAGACGGAAAUCGCGAGUUAGAAACAACACCUUGACGUCUUUGUGCAUCGUGAGCCACCAUCCUUUCUUUUCCACGUUCAGAGAAUGUUUGUUCAUCCUGCGCAGAUUAAUAGAAGCAUGUCACGAUCGAAGUUGUGUGCGCAGAGUUGGUGGUUCCAAGGCAACAGCAAGGGACACUGUUUGGGGAGUGUUGACUGGGCAAACAAGUGACAACAUUUCUCACCUGGUUAUGCAUGAAGUGCGGGAAAUUGAGACCUGGAUCCUUCGAUUACUGAGUGCUCCAGUUCCUGUUCCUGGCAAGACACGAGUGGAGGUGCAUGUUCUACCGAAAGAGCUGCAGCCUCCAUUGAUGUUUGCCCUGCCAGACAACACGCGGUUCAGUCUGGUGGACUUCCCUCUUCACCUGCCUCUGGAGCUGCUUGGGGUGGAGACCUGUCUCAAAGCCCUGACAGCCAUUAUGUUGGAGCAUAAGGUGAUCCUGCAGUCGCGUGACUACAAUGCCCUGUCCAUGUCUGUGAUGGCCUUUGUGUCCAUGCUGUACCCUCUGGAGUACAUGUUCCCGGUCAUCCCACUCCUGCCCACCUGCAUGGCAUCUGCAGAACAGUUACUUCUGGCACCCACUCCGUACCUAAUUGGGGUCCCAGCCAGUUUCUUUGGCUACAAGAAAGAUUUCCCUCUGCCUGACGACAUCUGGCUGGUAGACUUGGAUGGAAACAAGAUCAUUGCCCCGCCCGCUGCUGAGACGUUACCUCCCCUACCCGAACCAGAAGGGACAGCUCUCAAGACGCAUCUGAAACAGGCUCUUGCUAGCAUGAGCAUGACACCUCAGCCAAUCAAAAACCUGGAUGCUCUUGCACAGAACCCCGAACUAUGGCAGCGUCGCGACAGCUUCACAUCACAGACGGGCUUCAAUCCUCUUAUCUACGGCAACGAUGUCGACUCUGUAGAUGUGGCCACUCGGGUGGCGAUGGUGCGAUUUUUCAACUCUCCCAACACACUGGGCAACUUCACGGAGCACACUCGCACGCUGCGCCUGUACCCAAGGCCUGUGGUAGCCUUCCAGCUGUACAGCUUUCUCAAGUCUCGCAGCGAGAGGACAUUGUUCACUGCCAAACUUGCCCGCACUCAGGCUGUGGAGUACCUGUCCGAGUGGUCACUGUGCCCAACCAACCUGGUGUACCAGCGUGUCCAGACGGCCGUUUACGACCCGAGCCUCAUCGGCGACAAGCCCAAGUGGUACGCUCAGCAGCUGCAGCCGGUGGAGUUCCACGUCUACGACAAUGCGUCUUCCCUCGGGGCGGCCAUCACGUCGGUGUCGGAGGUGCACAGCGACGACAACCCGACUGACGAGAGCGGCAGCGACAGUGAUGGGGCGGAGAGUACCAGCUCGUCCUACUCCUCGCUCAGCGAUUUUGUCUCGGAUUUGUUCAACAGUGAUAUCCGAGGAGAAACACCUUCGUUUGCCCCCGAGAUGCAAAUCCUGGCGGUGGACGAGGCCAAAGUGUACUCCCCACCGGACAAGCUCCACCUGCCGGAGGCUCCCUCCACCAACAGCGACUCGGCCCUCUCCCUGCAGGAGGACAGCGACAUGAGCUCCUCCGCCUCCUCCAGCCCCUCCUACAGCCACGAUGGCGGGGAUCGGCAGGAGACGAUAUUCCGCUAUGACUCUGGUAACAUGAUCGACACAAGCCAGGCUCUGGCACAUUCAGGACCCCCAGAGCCCAGCCCGAGCAUACCCGUGGGUUCACGAAGUCCGAACCUUGCCCGCAGCUCCGCAGCAGCCCCCCAGUCCCCCCGGACUCCGCCCCCUCGCCCUAGCAUGCCUCCUUCCAAAGCUUCCCCGCCUCCUCACAUGACCCCACCCAUGGCCCGCAAGAACCUGUCACCCGCCAUGCUGCGUCGGCCCAGUGGGAGCGUGUCCAGUGGGUCAUCUGCCUCUACCAGGAAAGCGGGCCGGGGUUCUGAAGGAGACAAGUCCUCCUCCUCAUCCAUCAUCUCCACCAUCAGCAAUGAGCUCACAGACAUGGCACAGUCUGCCACCAACACAGUAUCAGAACUUUUUGGAAGCAAUAAAGCAGCUGCUGCACCUCAACCUCAGCCUAAAGCUGCAGCUGCCAAGCCCUUUACCCCUCUAGGCAACCGUAAAGCAUUGGUUGAAAAAUCAGGUUUAGUGAAACAUGCAACAAGCAGAAAGCAGAAAGAACAACCGAAGCUGUCACCUGUUGAUGCAAAGGGUAACUCAAACAGUGAAAACCAACAGUUUCUGAAAGAAGUGAUCAACUCGGUGCUGGAUGGGAAAGGCUUGAGCUGGAUGAAGGGAGGCCGGCUGAACAAGCUGAUGGAGGACGAGAACUAUCGCAACUUUGUGGUCAGUCGGCUAAACCGCAACCUAGACCAAAAAGUGGCAGAGGAUGCGCAGCAUAUAGAGGAUGUGUGUGUGAGCAAGUCUGUGUUACGAGGCAUGAUGUCGGUUCUGAAGGCCAUCAUCCAUGGUCUAGGCUGCACCAUCAACAACCACGGGUUAGGAGGAAUGGCCUCUGCCUACAUGCUGUUGGAGAUAGCUCACACACACUACUGGGCUCGCGACCCCUCGGGCAACAAGAGUGAUGCCAGCCUUACCCCUGAGCGUAUGUCACUGCAUGGAAGCCAUGAAAGUCUGACCUCGACCAACCGCAAGCUCUCUGAUGAUAUUACUACAGCCAAGUGGUGGCCAGGCAAGCGGGCUUCGAACCCCCUCUCUACUAGUUCAAUAGGCCAGCCCCCGAGCCAUGCAGGCACUACCACCUCCAUUCCCACUGCUCCUGCCUCUAAUGUUAACCCCUUCCCUGAGCCUUUUAUGUCUAGCCCUAGUCCUGAAGCAGGUUCACCUGUCAUCGUAAAUGGAGAUGAGUUUGAGAAUAUCGAAAUCACUUCGGUGUCAGAUGAUGGCGGGGUGGGCGAUCGCAACGACAACCUUCCACUCGACUUCCAGCAGCAGCACCACCACCACUCCAGGUCACAGGUGAGCUCGGCGAGAGACCGGAAUGGCAACCCCCCGCAGUUCACUGACCCACUCGCAGCGGGCGACGCUGGUCAGCUGGCAGAGUGGACCAGGCAGACGGGAGGCAAAGUGGCGCCCUCUUCUCGGCUUGCCACUCAGCAGGGAAUGGCAUCAUGCGAUAUUAUUGUGACUGAGGCGGAGUCAGAGGCGAGAGCUCAGCAGGCGCAGGGGGAUAUGCUGAGGGACAUGGUGAAGAACAAGGAGUUAAUCAAAGCCAGCAAACUGGACCGCAAGUUUAACAGUGUGGACUCAGAGAUGUCCGAGGCCAGUACCCUGGUCAGCACCAGCUCGGAGAAGGAGGAAGGAGAGAAGAGAAGACAUCGCAUCAACCACCAGAGUAUUCGCUCAGCUCUCUCUGACAGCGAGAUGGAGACAAAUUUGCCGACCAACUUGAACUCUCGUCGCAGUCGUUCCUCCAGCAUCUGGAGCACCAAGAGCGCCUACAGCUCGGGUUACCGCUACCACGACGGCCAGCUGGUGCACACGGGCACCGCGGGGCUCACAGCCGAGGCGGUGCAGAGCCGCAGCUACCUGUUUGAGGGCCUGGUGGGGAAGGACCGCUCGCGGGUCUGGGACCACAUGCAGUUCUGGGAGGAUAUGUUCCUGGACGCCGUGGCGCAGGAGAGGGACAUCAUCGGCAUGGACCAGAGGCCUUCCGAGAUGAUGGAGAGGUACAACUCGCUGGGCGACCUGGAGAAGAAACGCCUGGAGUUUGAUGAGGACAGGCUCUUGGCCGUCAUGCUGUACAACCUGGCAGCUUUCAUGCUCAUGAUGAGGGUGCCCAAGAACGAGAUCAAGAAGAAGAUUCGGCGUCUGCUGGGCAAGUCGCACAUCGGCCUCCAGCAGAGUCAGGACAUCAACAACUUGCUGGACAACAUACAGCAGCUGUAUGGCAAUGACAUUGACUUGAAGCCGAUGGGCAGUCGUCAGAUGCAGAAGCAAUCCUUCACUGUCCACUGGGGCACUGACAACACAGGGGACAUGCUCUUCAUGGAGGUUUGCGACGACUGCCUGUUGCUGCGUAGCGUGACGGGCGCCAUCCAUGACCGCUGGUGGUUUGAGAAGCUGGUCAACAUGACCUACUGCCCCAAGACACGCGUGCUGUGCCUGUGGAGGAAGAACCAGGACAAAGUCCAGCUCAACCAGUUUUACACCAAGAAGUGUCGAGAGCUGUACUUCUCUGUGAAGGAAGCCAUGGAGAGAGCCGCCAGCAGAAACACCGGGAGACCACCAGCGGGGCCAGAGUUGAGCGGGGAGUUCCCGGUGCAGGACCUCAAGACCAAGGAGGGUGGCCUGCUCCAGGUGUGCAUGGAGGGCAUCGGGCUGCUGCUACACAACAGCAAGGACUUAGAGUUGUUUAUUGAGCUAGCAAGCAUCCGGAAAUGUUUUACGCAGAAAGGUGGCAUAUUUGUUCUAGAAGAAUUUGACCCCAAAAGCAAGCAAAUAAUUCAACACAGAUUCAAAUCUAGUAUGGCUGACCAGAUAUGCUAUGCAGUCCUAUGCCUGUUUUCAUACAUCGCAGUGGGGAUGGAGCAGAGAAAACCGUCUUGACACUCAGACUAGGGGAGACUUAGGGAACAUAUAGAAUUCUCUUUACGCUAUACAAAUUCUUGUAUUCUUUGCGUCUUUUUUUUUUUUUUCCUAUUCAAUUCAACAUGCCUGUGGAAAUUAACUAGGCCGCAAAUUUUUAAAGUUUUGUGCUGGAUGUUCUGUGGGUGGUGAUUGAAGCAACAAAAAAUCUUUAUAUGAAUAUCCUUAAUGAACUUAUUACAUUCCUUCGGCUUCAGACAGCUCUAGCUUUUUUUUUUUCCUUUUUUUUUUCAAGUUUCUACUACUAGACUGCCAGAAAUCAGGGAGGUUCAGAAUUGACAUCGUUGUGCUAGACGGAAAAAUUUGAAAAGCACUGUUUGAUAUUGAGAAACUUCUUCUCAUGUAGGACUAUAUCUAAAUGUUUGGGAUUCUUGGGGUGUUUUUUAAAGGAGUUUUACAGGUUUGUGGGAAAAAUGUCCCAUCAUGGCUGUGCCAUGGAAAAAAACAUUAAAGUUUUUAUUAACAUUGUGACAUGGUUGAUUCACAACUACUGUUAUUCUCCCUUUUUAUGAAUUUCUUUCGUACUUCAGUGUGUUCACAUUACAGAUUAACGAAUAUCAGAAACAGCUUCUCAUGCUAGAGCUGGCUCUACAACAGAUAAACGUUUCAGAAAUUUGUUCAAUGUUUCCAUAUUUGCAAAAUAUUUUUUAAAAGGAUUUGACUAAAUAUGUUGGAUCUCAACUGAACAUUGUCCGACACCGGUUCAUAUCCCAGAGAUAAUGUCAGACUAAACAAUAUUAUAACUGUAGGUGCAUUCCACUGUUCAGGAUUGCAUGCUUGACAGGUUUUUAAUCUUUCCUUUCAUGUUCAUGGGGAUGGUGGUUAAAGUUGAGAAGGAGUAGUUAGUUUGGUUUUGUUCUUGAUAUGGAAGUCAUUUUAUAAAAUGUACUGAAUGCUUUCACUUGAAGUUAUUGAAUCAAGAGUGCAAAGCCUGCUCAACCAUUUACAUAGUGGCUACCAUAUUUUUUCUCCCCUUGAAGCAUUUUAAGACGUGCAAAUUAUAACCAAAACAAUGUGUUCAGAUCAGUGAAUAAAACCAUGCUACCAUGACUUAUUUCCCUUUUCAAGAUUGCUCUUGGAAAAAAAGGAAAGAACCUUGUGGUAGAUGAAGAUGUA
This is a messenger RNA of Aplysia californica (California sea hare), 6527 nucleotides long. Its product is annotated as MAP kinase-activating death domain protein. Gene Ontology annotation, cellular component: cytosol. Gene Ontology annotation, biological process: regulation of apoptotic process; regulation of Rab protein signal transduction. NCBI's taxonomy places the organism in Eukaryota, Metazoa, Mollusca, Gastropoda, Aplysiida, Aplysiidae. The record is from RefSeq and is a predicted model, not a curated record. Gene Ontology annotation, molecular function: guanyl-nucleotide exchange factor activity. Bases 348 to 5372 code for a protein of 1674 amino acids. The transcript is spliced from 32 exons.